ACUACGUACUGUGCAUGGUAGAGUCACCAGCGAGAAGUCAAGGUUGUCUGUCAGCUACUGCAUGCAAGCAGCGCGCGAUAUUGAUUACAAGUACUGUGUUUACGUCUGCACAUUUUGACGUGCGGACGUGUUAGAUUUCUCCUCAUUUCCCCCAAACUGUCAGCGCUUUACUUGGCUGAAGGGAUGGCACAUGACAUGUGCAGACGGACUGUUUUCCUCGGGGCCCAGAAAUGCCCUCAGUAUAUCAUAGACAACGUCGCAAUUCCAGAGAUUUCAGCAGGUCAAGUUCUUGCCAAAAUUCGACUGGCAACGAUAUGUGGUUCCGAUGUGCACACGAUGCAAGGCAAGCGAAUUGAGGAAACUCCCAGCAUCCUUGGGCACGAAGGAGUGGCAGAAAUUGUCCAUGAUGAGAGGCGUAACCAUGGCAACCUGAGCCCCGGCGACCGCAUCACGUUCUCUGUGAUGGACAGCUGUGGCGAAUGUGAAAGAUGCACACAGGGACUGACUCAGAAGUGUGCCAAGCUCUUUAAGUAUGGCCAUUCCUCGAUACAUGUGCGGACAGGCCUCAGUGGUUGCUACGCUUCGCACAUCGUUCUUCACGAAGGCACUCGCAUCGUCAAACUACCGGAAAAUGUCACUGACAAAAUGGCCGCCCCCAUCAACUGUGCCUUAGCAACCAUGGUGAAUGCAAUGGGCAGUUUUGAGCACAAGAGGGCCUCACAGAAGAGUGUUCUUGUUCAGGGUGCAGGGCUGUUAGGGAUCUAUGCCUGUGCCUUACUACACGAUGCUGGCUUUGGCAAGAUUUACUGCUCAGAUCCCAAGCCCAACAGAUUGAAGAUGGUCCCGCUGUUCGGGGGAAGCCCAAUUCAGUCUGGGAAAGAAUGUGAAGUCCUUCAGGAUGGUGAAAUUGACAUUGUGAUUGAGGUAUGUGGUGUGGGUUCCGCCAUAGCUCUAGGAAUGCGACUCUUGAAACCGGGUGGGACCUACAUUCUAGCGGGUCUUGUGCAUCCGGACUCACUCCUGAAUGUCACAGCAGAGAGUAUCAUCCGAAAGUGCCUGACAAUCAAAGGUGUCCACAAUUACAGCCAUCAACAUCUAGAUGAGGCAGUGGCAUUUCUGUCUCGGACAGCCAGCAAGUACCCGUAUGAGCAGCUGGUGGGCCCGGCGUUCUCUCUGAACCAAUUUGAGUCUGCUGUGCAGGAGGCCAUUCAGGGUCGCUUCUGGAGAAUCGCCUUGAAUCCAGCACUAAUGGAAUAAUGGCCGUUGACUAGAUACAUGCAGUAUAUCGGUGGUGUGAUAGCAUUGGGUAUAGCACUUGCGGGGGUGAGGGGGGGGGGGACAUGGGCCUCCUUAUUGGGGGCCAUGUGUCUCCCAAACCAACCCCUUCUGUAGAAAUUCCCCACCUCCAAAGAUGGAGUAGAUCUAGACAAAAGAGUUUUUGUGCAUGUAUAUUUUAAAGCCAAGACUCACAUGUAACUGUUCCCCUUUUGAAUAGGAAAAUUGAAAUUGAACCAAAGUUACACUGCUGUAGUAGAGGUGAUCGAUAUACAUUUAAGAAUGCAUUUGAAUUUUUAAGGUAAUACCUGUUGAUGAAAGCAUGUACUUUUUUAAGGGGAAAAAAGAGGAAAUUCAGUUGACUUGUGGAGAACUUUCACAUCCUAUCACCGCUUCAUUGACAAUAGGAGGCUCUAGUGCAACACACAAACAGAAUCUUUUAGAGUGCAUUCCAUAACUUAAAUGAGUGUAUAUGAUUAAUAGGAUUAUAGAAUUUUCUCUUGCUCUAUUUCAUGAGUAGAAUUUGUUAGUGGAAUGAUUAACGGGCUUUGAACACUUGGACUGUCAUAUUCUAGAUUUACUGAUGUAACUGUAUUUUUAUCUUAAAUGUUAUUGCACGCAGUUGCCUUCUUUGAGAUUUUAUGUACAAUUUAUGAUUAAGUAAAUUUGUGUAUAAAGUCAUCUGUAUUUUCGUGUAAAUAUGCUUGUAUACUGUUCCAAAGAUUUGUCUUAGUAUGUAUAUCCAUAGGUGAAGAUAUAUUUCUGUAUUUGUCUAUGAAUAGCACAGAUUUCGUAAAAAAGGUUUGUAUGGACACUUAACGAGACAAGUAACAUUAUAUAUUUUGUACAAGUAGCACUUCAAAGUUGUACUUUCAAUACUUAUAUUGAUCAUUUAAUUACGAUUCCAUAGAUCACCUUGCAAUUUUUGUCUAUUACACUAUGCAUGUUAAACAGUAAUAAGUCUUUGGCUUACUUCGUUUCCUCAUCACAUGUCACAUAAAUGUAUUGUCGGAGCUUGGAAAUUAAAUGGCUUGGUAAGACUAACAUCAAAAUUAUGUAGUAAGUUUAAUGCAUGUAUAAGUAGAACGUAAGAAGAAAUCGCAUCUUCCGUUUUUAUCCACAUGUUUCUGAAUCACGCAAUUUUUGUCUUGAGGUGUUGACGUUGUACUCGAUGGUUUCACAUGUUUUUCGUGGACGUUUACAAUUCAUGGAUGUGCUUAAUUAGUGGUGUUUGCAUGCAAAGACCCAA
Messenger RNA from Patiria miniata (bat star), 2524 nucleotides. RefSeq names its product L-threonine 3-dehydrogenase-like. The record is from RefSeq and is a predicted model, not a curated record. Lineage: Eukaryota; Metazoa; Echinodermata; Asteroidea; Valvatida; Asterinidae. The transcript is spliced from 7 exons. Bases 184 to 1257 code for a protein of 357 amino acids.